CUUCUUCUUUUGUCAUCAAACAACAUCUCACUCCGCUACCAGAAGCUUUCCUCCAAUCUCUGCAAAAAUGCCGUACUACACCCACAGUCAAGACUCCAUCGACGAGUUCGACGAGUUCGAUCCGACGCCGUACGGUGGUGGAUACGACAUCACUCUCACAUACGGCCGUCCUCUCCCGCCUUCUGAAGAGACCUGCUACUCCAAUUCAUCACCUUCCGAUGAAUUGGACUACGAUCGCCCCCAGUUCUCCUCCUAUGCUGAGCCCUCGGCCUAUGCCGAUUCCGCCCUCGACACUGAGUACAGCAGCUAUGCCCGCUACAAGCCCCGACCCGGAUCCGGACCUGCCUUUGGAGCUCCACAGGGUGGAGGUGGCUAUGGCGGCGACAGGCCUCAACCAGCUUAUGGUUUUCAGCCUCAGGUGAAUAAGCCUGGAUACGGUGGAUCGGAGUACGGAUCUGAAAGGCCUGGAUCGGAAUAUGGAUCUGGGUAUGGCCGGAAAACUGAUUACGAGCAACAGAGUUCCGAAUACGGAUCUGGGUACGGUCGCAAGAGUGAAUAUGAGCAACAGAGUUCCGAAUACGGAUCUGGGUACGGUCGCAAAACUGAGUAUGAACAACCGAGUUCCGAAUACGGAUCUGGUUACGGUCGCAAAACUGAGUAUGAGCAACCGAGUUCCGAAUACGGAUCUGGUUACGGUCGCAAGAGUGAGUAUGAGCAACAGAGUUCCGAAUACGGAUCUGGGUACGGUCGCAAAACUGAGUACGAGCAACAGAGCUCCGAAUACGGAUCAGGGUUCGGUCGCAAAAGUGAGUUUGAACAGCCCAGUUCGGAGUACGGUUCCGGAUAUCGCCAGAAACCUGAAUCGGAUGAAUACGGAUCGGGUUAUGGCCGGAAGACUGAUAAUCCCGCAUCGGAAUACGGGUCUGGGUAUGACCGGAAGCCAACUUACGGCGAGGAGCAAGGUAGUGGUUAUGGAUAUGGAGGUUCUGGCUAUGGAAGGAAUGAAUCCGAAAGGCCUGGAUAUGGCGAUGAGCCACCAAAGAGGCCAAGUUAUGGGAGUCAGAGUUAUGAGAGUCAGGGAGCAGAGGAAUAUGGCAGGCCAGCUUAUCAGAGGCCAAGUUAUGGGCGAAUCGAGGAGGAGGAUUACCGGAAGCCUAGUUAUGAGAGGCGUGGUGAUGAUGAUGAAGACCGUCCCAAGUAUGGCUAUGGUGAAGAAAGCUAUGGUCGCAAAAAAGAUGGAGAUGAUGACUCUGAUGAUGAUGAGGAGAAAAAGCACCGUCAUUACAAGCACCACCACCACCACCGCAAGAGUUACGAUGAUGAGUGAUCUGAUCUGGAUGCUUGUGAGAGUAUUGGAUUCGUGCCAUGUUUAGCUACUACUGCUACUGCUAAAUAAAAGGAUUUGGCAUGUAUUCCUUUUAGUGUCAUAAAUUAUAAUAUCAAAAGUUAAUGUGUGUGUGAUCGUGCUUCUAAAUAAAAUCCCAGACAUUUGGGCUGGUGUGUCUGUAUCACAUUAUGUUCUUUACGUGAUUAUCAAUAAUGUAUGUUAUGAAUGUGGUUUGCUUAUUAAUAUGAUGCUCUAUCCACUGUUUUUGGUUUA
This is a messenger RNA of Ziziphus jujuba (common jujube), 1600 nucleotides long. RefSeq lists its product as uncharacterized. The transcript has 2 exons. Lineage: Eukaryota; Viridiplantae; Streptophyta; Magnoliopsida; Rosales; Rhamnaceae. Gene Ontology annotation, molecular function: phosphatidic acid binding. The record is from RefSeq and is a predicted model, not a curated record. Bases 68 to 1327 code for a protein of 419 amino acids.